AUGGCUUCUCGAGUCCCACUUUCUUUCAUCCAAACCUUUGCUCUCCUCACCCUCUUCGCCGCCUCUUUCCGGUUCGCCCUCGCCGAGAAUGACGGUCACAAAGGAAACGUCUACUUCAUGAGCGACAACAUCCAAGGUGCCGGCUUUUACAACGCCUUUGAGUGGGAGAACAUCGCGGAUCCCACUCAUGGUAGGGUCAACUAUGUCGACAUGGAGACUUCCAAGCAGCAGAAUCUUACCUUUGCUGUCGACGACAAGUUCAUACUCCGCGCCGAUUCGACUAGCUUCCUCGAUCCCAAUGGUCCUGGCCGCAACUCCGUUAGGAUUCGCUCAUGGAAGACCUACACCACCCAUGUUGCUGUCUUCGACGUCAAGCACAUGCCUCAAGGUUGCGGAACAUGGCCAGCCAUCUGGGAGGUCCAAGGCGACAACUGGCCCAACGGCGGUGAGGUCGACAUCUUGGAAGGCGUCAACGACGAAGGUCCCAACGCCGCCACCCUCCACACCAGCCCUGGAUGCCGGAUGCCCGCUUCGAGGAGCGACCAACGGGGAAUUCGAGUCCUGGACAACUGCGAUGCGACCAUCAACUCCAACAUCGGCUGUCCAGUUCAAUUCCCUACCCCUCAGAGCUACGGUCCCGCAUUCAACGAGAUUGGUGGUGGAUGGUAUGCGAUGGAGCGCUCGCCGACCUACAUUAAGAUCUGGUUCUGGGCUCGGGAUGAUCCUUCUGUCCCCGACGAGGUCAAGUACGCAGCUGGCGUCGUUAACCCUGAUCACUGGGGCCUCCCAACUGCGUUCUUCCCCGACAACCAAUGCAACAUGAACGAGCACUUUGGUCCCCACAACAUCGUCAUCAACCUCACCUUCUGUGGCGACUGGGCUGGCCAGACGUACGAACAAUCAGGUUGCCCUGGGACCUGCGUCGACUUCGUUAACAACAACCCGUCCGCUUUUGAGAAGGCGUUCUUUGACUUGCGGGGAAUCCGGGUGUACCAGAAGUAA
Molecule: messenger RNA, 1002 nt
Organism: Coprinopsis cinerea okayama7#130
Lineage: Eukaryota; Fungi; Basidiomycota; Agaricomycetes; Agaricales; Psathyrellaceae
Product: glycosyl hydrolase family 16
Exons: 4
Coding region: 1-1002 (333 amino acids)
Biological process (GO): glucan catabolic process
Molecular function (GO): hydrolase activity, hydrolyzing O-glycosyl compounds
Source: RefSeq, a predicted model, not a curated record